AUGAGCGCGGGGGGACAGUUCGGCGGGUCUCGCGGCGUGCCGAGCAAAGCGCCGGAGAAGGGCAUUUUCCCGCUCGACCACUUCGGGGAGUGCAAGGAAGUGGCGAAGGCCUACACUGCCUGUCUAAAGCAGAGCAAAGGUGACGCUGGAGUGUGCCGUGAGCUGAGCAAGAAGUACUUCGAGUGCAGGAUGAGCAGCGGGUUGAUGGAGAAGCAGGAGCUCGCGGAGCUUGGGUUUUAUGGGAGAGAGACUGAGGAGGCACCAGUGCGCACUGACUCGGCGUCUGGGCAGAAGGGGUACCGGGGCUUCGUUGCUGGCACCAUGCGGGCGCGGAGAGGCAAGCUGAACGAAGAAGAAGACCGAUAG
Molecule: messenger RNA, 366 nt
Organism: Pedinophyceae sp. YPF-701
Lineage: Eukaryota; Viridiplantae; Chlorophyta; Pedinophyceae
Source: the annotation of a GenBank genome assembly